Molecule: messenger RNA, 2333 nt
Organism: Sitophilus oryzae (rice weevil)
Lineage: Eukaryota; Metazoa; Arthropoda; Insecta; Coleoptera; Curculionidae
Product: transmembrane protein 145
Exons: 6
Coding region: 70-1578 (502 amino acids)
Biological process (GO): response to pheromone; G protein-coupled receptor signaling pathway
Source: RefSeq, a predicted model, not a curated record
UCAAAGAAACAUCGUCUGGCAUUUUGGCAAUUUAAAAGAUGCCAAAUAUUUUUACGAUUGUUAAUAAAAAUGCGAUACAAACGCGUGUUGUGGACCGUUUUGUUUUUAGUGGAAUACGUUUUUUACUCGGACUGUACCCACAUUAAGGGAACGUUCAAAUCGAACGAGUUUUUCAAAUUUUUAGUAAAAUAUGGUUUCCAAAAAACGGACAGACACUCUCCAGAUGUAUCUCACGGAUAUAUUUUCGGAAACAUUACUUCUAACUCGCAUUUAACAGUGCCGGUUACCUUCGCCGUUUUGGACAGGUCGUACUUUUUAGACUAUUACAAUAAUAGAGUUAUGUAUGAUAAAGAUGAAGCUUGCAAGAGAAUGUUUAGUAAGCUGAACAAAAGGGCCUACGACCCUAAAUGUAGUUACGAUGGAAGGGAUUACUUGAGAAGGAUCCCCUGUCCUAAAGGUCAUUUGUGUGUGGACGAAGAUAACCAGUGGAACGUGGUGAAAAAUCACCAGUUUACCUAUGUCAUACAGGACUUCAAACAGCCUUCCUUUUGGUACGUAUCUAUGGUAGCUUGUUACCACAAUACAACCACUUGUGAAUGGCAUUACUACAAUUCGCACACACCUUUCGAGAUUGAUUAUGAUAUUUGGCUGGUCAAUGGCAAUCCGAAUAACUCAGCCUUCACCACCUAUCAAUAUUCGUUUGAUAGACAAAAUAUUCUGGAACUUUAUAUUGUUUUCUGGCUAUGCUACAUGGUGUUAGUACCAUUACAGUGCCAUGCAGUUAGAAUUCAAAAACAUCCAGUUACUAAAUUGUUUACUGCUAGUCUAAUAAUGGAUUUUGUGGCGUUGUGUUUUAAUUUGAUCCAUACCAUGAAAUUUGCACUAGAUGGCGAAGGAUAUCCUAAAAUACAAAUGACGGGUGAUAUUCUAGAUAUAUUAUCAAGGACCUCCUUCAUGCUGUUGCUUUUACUUCUUGCAAAAGGCUGGGCUGUGACACGACUGGAAUUGACGUGGAAACCGCUAGUUUUUGCUAUAUGGUUAUGUUACGGUGUUGUACACAUUCUACUAUAUGUUUGGAACUUGACCGAAGUAGAUAUAAUAGAAGACAUAGACGAAUACCAGACUUGGCCUGGUUGGUUGAUGAUUGUAUUCAGAUCAUUGAUAAUGUGUUGGUUUCUUUAUGAACUACGUACAACAAUGUUAUAUGAACACAACACGCAGAAAUUGAACUUUUUACUUCAUUUCGGAGCCUCUAGCUUAGUUUGGUUUAUCUAUUUACCUAUUUUAGCACUUAUUGCAUUACACGUCUCAGCACUUUGGAGAUAUAAAUUACUUUUAGGUAUCACUUAUUCAGCUGACUGUUUUGCUUACUGCGUAAUGGCGCAUCUUCUAUGGCCGACACGCUCAGAACAAUAUUUUCUUUUAAAAGGACCUUCUUCGGCUGAUUUAGAAGAAUUGGAUGAAUUUAACGAAGCACCUCAUAUAGUUAAUAACUCCUACACAUCCCUAAGCAGUUUAGGAUCCGUUGAUAUCUGCCGAUAUGAGGAUCCGCCAAAAAGUAAAGCUGUACAAGCUUAAACGAUUGAAAAUCUCGAUUUUGACGGUUUUUAAAAAAUGAGGUAAUAUGUCAGCAAUACAGCUUUCUCUAUAUGGGAAAAUUGGAAUUUAUACAGAGGUCUAUUAUACAUAUAGCAUGUGUCAUGUAAAUAUUAAGAUUUAAUAUGGUUAUGUCAAGAAGGAAACGUGUAUAUAGACUGGAUAUUGAAGCUUUGAUUACGAUUACGGUAAUGACGAAGUUUUUUGUCAUUCUAAUUUCACUCCUUAAUAUGUGUUGUAAUUUUCAAACUCACUGCAACCCAACCAAAACCAAACUACCUAAUGUUACUUUUUUUACGAGUGGCAGUUAUUUUACCAGAUAUAUUGGUUGUUUUUGAUUAGUAUUUGUUGUUUAUAUUUCUGUGAUUAUAGGUUAUAUAAUUUUUAAACUAUAUUGGAGUGUUUGCUCAUUAGUAUUAUACUUAUAAUUGUUUCGGUUUAUUUAGUAUUUAUAAUGUUACUAUUUGACUAACUACACUGGUGCCAAUAUAAUAUUAAGAAUUUUAGUAGCAGACCAAGAGAAGUGAUAAUAAUAAACAGAAUCUUUGGAGUAACUAUUUGUUAUAUACAGGGGUUCUCUGAAAAGUACCCAAUCUCACAAUGAUUCAGUUGUUACAAAACAUUUUUCUUUAAUUUUGGGCCAAGAUUUUAUAUUUCCAUUAAUUAUUACUAUUAAUUUUAUUUUAGUAGGUAUUAUACAGGGUGGUCCGAACUGUAUUUCGGAAACUUCGGCAGCA